Molecule: messenger RNA, 2475 nt
Organism: Aspergillus terreus NIH2624
Lineage: Eukaryota; Fungi; Ascomycota; Eurotiomycetes; Eurotiales; Aspergillaceae
Product: i-AAA protease YME1
Exons: 4
Coding region: 1-2475 (824 amino acids)
Biological process (GO): protein quality control for misfolded or incompletely synthesized proteins; mitochondrion organization
Cellular component (GO): mitochondrial inner membrane
Molecular function (GO): ATP hydrolysis activity; metalloendopeptidase activity; ATP-dependent peptidase activity
Source: RefSeq, a predicted model, not a curated record
AUGGCCUUCCAACUUCCGAUCACCAACCCAGUACGGGCUCUACCUCUCUAUGCCCCCAGAUCUCAUGUCGCUGACCCGAAUCCUCUCAAACAGAAUGUCGCAGCUGCGACGACGGAUCUCUGGCCGGCGAUAUCGAAGUUCCUGCGCACGCCCUGGAACAUCCAGCGCAAUCCGACUAUCUCCGGCUCCGCCACCAAGGAUGCCCGUCAGCGGGCAAUUGGAGAAACAAGUGCCGCGGGACUGAUAGAUGUCAAGGAGUAUCGUGUGUCACUGCCUGACUUUCUGGAAUCGGUGCCCGCCGAAGCGUUGAAGCCCGGUGUCGCUCACCGGCUUGUGCGACAGGGAUGGUCUCGAUCGCUGUUCAAUGAAACUUCUCUUUGGACAUCGCCGUCUUUCGCCUCUCGUCACCUUCCAUCGACGUCCUCUCGCUCCUUUUCCACCCUGGCCACAUCUCCGAACCGUCAUCGCCGCACGCUCCCCAACGGACUUUCGAGGUUGCAACAACAGCGCUUCUUGUUUGGUGGUGCCAGUCACAAUGUACUCGCCCAGAAGGAAAAGACCGCGAACAACAAUCCCAACAGCGCCAACGCCCAAAAUGCCUUCUACCAAGCCCUUCUUCGUGCCAACAUGCCUGCGAUCAUCGUCGAACGAUACAAAACUGGUCACUUCGCGAGCAACGCAGCUACGGAUGAACUCUACUGGAAGGCUGUGCAACGUGUUGGCGGAGCCGAUGCCAUCGCGUCCGGCUCUGGUUCGACCUCCGAUAUCAAUACCGAACAACUCCAAGCCAUCGGCCAAGCUGUUGCCGCUCGCAACCACGGCGGUCAGAUUGGAAUGGCGACGAAGCAGACCGGAACUGGUGCUAAGGAAUCUCCCCUGUACGUCGUUGUAGAGGAGUCUCUCGGCAGCGCCGUAUUCCGCUGGGUCAAGUUCUUGCUCUAUUUCGGUUUUUUCACGUACAUGUCCCUCGUCUUAGUGACCAUCCUGGUUGAAACUACUGGCGUCUUGAAGAACAUUCGCGGCCCCCAGAACAACGAGGCUCAACCCCAGCAACAAACGGUCCGUUUCAGCGAUGUGCACGGUUGCGACGAAGCCAAGGAUGAGCUUCAGGAGCUGGUUGAAUUCCUGCUGAACCCUGACCGUUUUUCUUCGCUUGGAGGUAAACUGCCCAAGGGUGUCCUUCUUGUUGGACCUCCUGGUACCGGAAAGACCCUGCUUGCCCGUGCUGUCGCAGGAGAAGCCGGUGUCCCUUUCUUCUACAUGUCCGGUUCCGAGUUCGACGAGGUCUACGUGGGCGUUGGGGCUAAGCGUGUCCGUGAACUCUUCAACCAAGCCCGAAGCAAGGCUCCUGCUAUCAUCUUCAUUGAUGAGCUGGACGCUAUUGGCGCGAAGAGAAACGAGCGCGAUGCAGCGUAUGUGAAACAGACUUUGAACCAGCUCCUCACCGAGCUUGAUGGAUUCUCCCAGACCAGUGGCGUGAUCAUCAUCGCCGCUACCAACUAUCCUCAGCUUUUGGACAAGGCUCUGACGCGUCCUGGUCGGUUUGACCGGAAGGUGACUGUUGGUCUCCCGGAUGUUCGAGGCCGGAUGGAUAUUCUCCGCCACCACAUGAAGGAUGUUCAAAUCAGCACCGAUGUGGAUGUGGCCGUGAUUGCCCGUGGUACUCCUGGGUUCUCCGGUGCCGAUCUGGAGAACUUGGUCAACCAGGCGGCUAUCUACGCUAGCCGGAACAAGCAAACGAAGGUUGGACCCAAGGACUUCGACUGGGCCAAAGACAAGAUCAUGAUGGGUGCAGAGGCUCGCAGCCGCAUCAUUCAGGAUAAGGAUAAACUCCUGACUGCUUACCACGAGGCCGGUCAUGCGCUAGUGGCCUACUUUUCGCCAUCAUCCACUCCUCUCUAUAAGAUCACCAUCGUUCCCCGUGGAAUGGCGUUGGGUGUGACCCACUUCUUGCCAGAGAUGGACAUGGUUUCGCGAAACUACACAGAAUAUCUGUCCGACAUCGAUGUCUCGAUGGGCGGUAAGGCGGCUGAAGAGCUUAUAUUCGGACCUGACAAGGUUACAAGUGGUAUCUCUGCGGACAUCCAACAAGCCACCGAGACGGCUUUCACACUCAUCACUCGCUUUGGCUACUCGAAAAAGCUGGGCAAUGUCGACCUGUCUAGCAACUAUGACAGCCUGUCUUCUGAGACCAAACAGGAGAUUGAAGGCGAAGUGCGACGUCUCGUUGAGGAAGCCCGCAUGAGGGCCACCAAGAUCUUGACAGAGAAGCGCAACGAGUUGGAGCUCCUGACGAAGGCGUUGAUUGAAUACGAGACCCUUACUAAGGAAGAAAUGGAGAAGGUGCUCCGAGGCGAGAAGCUCGACAAAUUGGAGUCUAAGCCUUCUGCACCGCUGAAACUGCCGGAAGCUCUCCAGACGACUAAGCUGAGCUCGUCCGCGUCCACCGAGGGUCCCCCGACAUCGACAGAGUAG